AUGCGCUUCUCUCUCAUUGCUGCCACCCUCGCCGUGGCCACUCCCAUCCUGGCCUCGCCCCUUGUUUCCCGCCAGGAGCCCAAUGCGAACUGCAGCGCCAUGGCGGCCUACCAGUUCCCUUCGCAGACGAGUGACUUCUCCAACGUGUGCAAAACUUGCUACGAUAUCGCGGCCGAGAGCUGCGCCUCCGCUGGAGCUGACGAGGCUCACGCCUGCACUGCGACUAGGAUCCUGUCCUGGUCCAUUAUCGCCCGCCAACUUGCCGACAAGCAGUGCACGGAUAAGGGCACUGCCAGUGCUGCGCUUGCUUGCACCUCUGACAAGGUCAAUGAGUGGGCCAAGAACGGCGGCUGCAAGCCCCCUUUGUAG
Molecule: messenger RNA, 369 nt
Organism: Lasiodiplodia theobromae
Lineage: Eukaryota; Fungi; Ascomycota; Dothideomycetes; Botryosphaeriales; Botryosphaeriaceae
Product: Secreted protein
Exons: 5
Coding region: 1-369 (122 amino acids)
Source: RefSeq, a predicted model, not a curated record